Mercenaria mercenaria is the source of this 4023-nucleotide messenger RNA. RefSeq lists its product as uncharacterized. The record is from RefSeq and is a predicted model, not a curated record. NCBI's taxonomy places the organism in Eukaryota, Metazoa, Mollusca, Bivalvia, Venerida, Veneridae. The transcript has 2 exons. Gene Ontology annotation, molecular function: zinc ion binding. Bases 400 to 3228 code for a protein of 942 amino acids.
UACCUGUCUUGAAGAAAGUGGUUUGUUUAUGGGUGCUUAUCGUGAUAAAAAACAAAAUGAUGUAUUACCAUUUAAACAAACUCAUAAAAUUGUCAGAUAAAUUUUAUUGUUGAUAUCACAACGAAAGAGGAAGUUCAUACAAUUUUGUCCAAUUAUAAUAUAAAUCAAGUCAUGACAAGUUCUAUUUAUGAUAAGAUCGUUGAUCGAAUGUAAUCAAUGGAAUGUUGAAACGAUAUUUGAUAUUGCGUGUUUAUUUAUUGAUUGACAUUCGUUCCAAAUGUUGUUCCGAUUGACGAUAUAUCUUAUAACUUUGAUGAAAUUAACAGAGUCAGCAGUUGUCUACAGAUAUGAGGUGCAGUAAGUUAUAUUUAGACGUAUCAUUUUAAUUAAUGUUCAAGAAUGAGCAAAUCACGAAGGAAAGGAUAUUUAGACGAAACUUUACCAUGUUCCGAAGACAUUAGCGUCCCACCGGAAGUUAUCGAUCUACAGAUGGAGUACGCCCGUACUGAUCAAGGCGAUGUUCUUCAAACUGAUAAAACAGACUCAAUGCCAACUGACAACAAAAAAGAAAGAAUACGAAAUCGUUCUGAAAGAAGAAAUAGAUUUAGAGAACAGAGCAACAACAGCAGAAAUAAGAGUGAAAGAUCUGAGAAACUCGUAAUCUCUUCUGAACACGAAUGUUUGACUUAUGAAUCAUUUUCUACUCCUCGCAAGAGCAAACAUGAGCAUUAUAAAUUGUCUUCAACUGGAGCUUCUAUCAAAGGAACCCCAGUAGAUAAGAAAAUUGUGAAAGAUGAAAACAAAAAUUUAAGCUUAUCGUUGCCUUCAAAGGGGAUUAAAUCAGAAUUCAAGCGAGGUAGUAUAAACACAAACGAUGAAAAAAUAAAGAGACCGCCCAGAAGAAAAAGUGAACCAACACAAGAAGUUGUAGAAAAGAUAGAGCCUGGAGCAGCUGGAGACGUUGUAAAAGUAAGAUCGAAAUCUCUGCUCAUGAAUAAACCAAAUUUGACAAAGGUUGGAAACAAUAGCAGCAGAGAAAAAAGUGAAAACAAACAUAAACCUUUACUUACAAGUUCAUUACAGUCAGAACUGUCAGUUGAAAGUAUAACAAGUAAAAAAGGAAGCGAAAGUUUAGCGGCCGGGAGAGUUGACAGCACAUUAAAAGAACUCUCUGUUUCUCUGGUUAACGACAAUAAAUCAAAGACAGGACUGAGCAACAAGAUAGUCAAAAGGAGAAACAGAGAAAACCCAGACCCUGUGUCAGUUUCACUUCCCUCUAAUAGCUCCGAUACCCCUAUUACAACUAGAAGUGAAAAUGAGACCGGUCAAGAACCGCAAACAAACUCUCCCACUGAAACUAAAACAGCAGCAUUUGAAUUUCCGUCACAUCGUUUUUCUGAAGAACGCAAACUUGAAACAGGUGAAACACAUGACGAUGCGAUGUUUGCCUCUGAAUCAUACGACUCAGCAUGCUCUAAAUGUCAAAUGAGUGGUAAAAGUACACCUGCCACUUCUUAUUGUUACAACUGUGGACGUUACUUGUGUGAACGUUGCUUAAACCGCCAUAAUCGUGACAAAACAAAGAUGAAUCAUAAUAUUCUGCAUGGGAGUGAUAUACCAGGCUCUUUCACUAUUAAACAAAGUAAAAAUGAAAGAAAAACUAAUGAAAGGUGUAUUCAUCAUCCAAACAGAAAUAUAAAGUGUUUUUGCAUUGAUCACAGUUGUUUAUGUUGUACAGAGUGCAAGUCAGGCGAUCACGCAGCAUGUAAAAUGCAACAUUUGGAACAUCUUUUAAUCAAUGUAGCAGAUGUGCGAAAACUGAAACAUCAGACUUCUGAAGAAAGUAAACUAAAACUUAACCUAUUACUGCAACUCCACAGAACACUGAAAUCAAAUAAGGAGAGACUGGUCGGAGAAAAUGAUUCUGUUAUAGAAGAAGUUAAAAACAAAACUUCGAACAUGAUUGAACAUAUAAAGAAACUUGAAAAUGACUUUAUUGUACAUGUAAGCAAAACGUUCAGUGAAGAACAGUCUGCAUUAGAUAAAGAUAUUGAAACAUGUGAAAAUAAUAUAAAAGAGGUAUCAGAAGAUAUCCAAUAUUUAAGUGAACCCAAAGUCACAAAAGAAUCAACAAUAAAAACAAUAGAAAAAGUAAAACAAAUUGAAAUGAACAACCAUACACAACGCAUAGAAAAUCAACUAAAAAAUGAAGCUUACAAAGUGAAAACACACGUAUUUGAAGCGGAUAUGGACCUGUAUAAAAGAAUUACCGAAGCUACUUCGUUAGGAGAGUUUAUAGUAACAUCUCACAUGGACAAGAGUUCCUGUAUGCUGGAAGACGAACCAUUGGGCGAACCAGUUCCAAAAUUUGUCAGUGAAUUAAAAAGCAUUUCAGGCUGGACUGAUGGUGAUUUUGAUGCUCAAACCUGUUUUACGGCUGUUGAGUUACUCGAGGAUGACACAAUCCUGGUAUCAGACAAAACAAACAUGAAACUAAAGUGGUUUGAUUCCGACUUGUUUUCAUUGAUAAAGUCAAUAAAGGUACAUUCAGAACCUUGGGGAAUUACAAGGCUUGACGCAAAUAAGUAUAUAGUGACUCUUCCAGAUGAGCAAGCAUACCGGGAGGUAGAGCUUGUUAACGGGGAUAUGAAACUCGGACGGAAAGUAAAUGUAGGAAUAGAGUGUACUUGUGUAGUUCAAACUGAAAACCAUUUACUGUUUGCCGGCAUUGACGAAGAUCAGCCAAAAUUUCUUUUGACAGAUCUCAACUGUACAAUCAAACAACAUGUAUUUACUGAAAAAUUACAUCUCUUUAAAAGACCUAAUCAUCUUCUCAAAUCAUCGUAUAACCCCAAUGUGAUAUUUGUAAGUGACGUAGAUACAGGAGUGUUUGCUAUAGAUGUAGAAAAAAGGAAUAUUAUAUUCCACUACAAAGACAAGUCUCUAAGGUGUCCUAUGGGAAUGACUAUGAUAGAUAAUGUAAAUGAGAAGGCGCAUCUGUAUGUAUGUAGUCAGCAAACACAUAGCUUACACUGCAUUUCGAAGGAAGGUCAGUUUUUGUUUUCUGUGCCUAUGGAUACUAAUGUUGAUAUGAGGACGCCGCAGUGCAUUUGUCAUCUAUCAAAUUUAAAUGAAUUUCUCCUAACUACUAGCAAUAGCUAUAGCUUUGUAAGGUUCAAGCUGAACAAAAAGGAAAAUUCUUCAUCUACAUGUGAAAGAUUAACAUGACAUAUUUUAGGGGUGUAGCUUGGAAUUCAAGCUAAGCACAAUAAACAACGUUAAGGUGAAGUUCUUUUGUCUUUUAUAAUGAGUGUAACUUUGCAAGAUUCAAUCUAAACACAGAGGAAAAAUUGUCAUUUACAUGUUAGCUGACAAUAGCUUUACACGAGUAUCUAUCUAUCCAUCCAUCCGUCCAUCCGUCUAUCAAUCAAUCGAAAUAGCAUUGUAAGAUAAACUUUUCCUAACUCAUGUAUUUGAUAUUCAGCUAUCCUGUAGGUAGAUGCGCGAUCUCCUCAUUUGUUCCUCAAUAACUGGUUAAAGUGUCAGUCGCCAGCUAUUGCUAAACUCAUUCUAUUUACAAUGUGUUUAUAUAAACAAGUGUUUAUGUCCUUUUUAUUCUUUAGUUCUAAUUUAGGUAUAAAACACAAAAAUGUAACAAAAGAAAAAAACAUAUUCUCAUUUAAUACAGUCAAUAGUAAACAAUAUCAAGAAAAGAAUAACACAACUUUAUUACAAUCAAAUGUAUACAUUUCUUUUUCUAGAUAGAUAGAUAGAUUUAUUUCAGCAAACGAUAACAUUUACAUGAUUAUUAACCACAAUAUAGAAUAAAAUCGUAGAAUGAAGAAUUAAGCCGGAACUAUGAUACACAUGUGUACUUAAUAUCAUAUCUGGAUAUUGAAAUUUGUAAGAGCAAUAAGUGUUAUGCACAGUGUUAUUCUUUCGGUUUAUCGCCGGGGUGUUAUUCAUUUACACGUUAUUCAUGUCUACUUUUUGUUUUAUAAUAAAUAUGUCAUAGAAAAGGUG